AUGGUGAAAAUUCAGAUAACGGAUGCCGUUGUGGCGGCUUAUAUACUAAAUGCAACACUAGUUGUACCAAAUUUAGACCAAAAAUCAUACUGGAAGGACCAAAGCAAUUUUUCUGAAAUAUUUGAUGUUGACUGGUUUAUAUCAUAUCUUUCAAAAGACGUUAAGAUUAUAAAAGAACUCCCCGAGAUCAAUGGGAAAGUCGUAAUUCCGUAUAGAACCCGAGUACCCCGUAAAUGUAACCAAGGAUGCUACGAGUCGCGUAUGGUACCGCUUCUUAACAAGAAAAAGGCGGUUAUGCUUACCAAGUUCGAUUACAGGUUAUCGAAUAGGUUGGCUACGAAUCUCCAAAAGUUGAGAUGUCGAGCUAAUUAUCAUGCUUUGAAGUUUACUGCACCGAUUCUUGAAAUGGGGAAAACGUUAGUUGAACGAAUGAGGAAGAAAAGCAAGCAUUUCAUUGCUUUGCACUUGAGAUUUGAAUCCGAUAUGCUUGCAUUCUCCGGAUGCUAUUAUGGUGGUGGAGACGAGGAAAGACAAGAAUUACAACAUAUUAGAAGAAGGUGGAAAACUUUACAUAAAAGGAACCCAGAUAGGGAACGAAGGCAAGGGAGAUGUCCAUUGACUCCCGAGGAAGUUGGGCUUAUGUUACGAGCAUUAGGAUACGAGAGCGAUGUUCACAUCUAUGUUGCAUCGGGUGAAGUUUAUGGAGGUGAAGAUACCUUAGCGCCAUUGAAAGCUUUGUUUCCAAACAUUCACUCUAAGGACACAAUCACAAGUAAAGAAGAAAUGACACCAUUUUUAUCUUAUUCCUCGCGUAUGGCCGCUCUAGAUUUCAUCGUAUGCGAAGAGAGCGAUGUUUUUGUCACAAACAACAAUGGUAACAUGGCCAAAAUGUUAGCCGGGAGAAGGAGGUAUUUUGGGCAUAAACCAACAAUCCGACCCAACGCUAAAAAGCUUUCAAGUUUGUUUAUGGAUCGGAAUAACAUGACAUGGGAGGAAUUUGCAAAUACAACCCAAGGCUAUCAAAUCGGGUUCAUGGGCCAACCGAAUGAGAUCAAACCAGGGAGAGGAGAAUUCCAUGAAAACCCUGUAGCUUGCAUAUGUGAAAACUCUGAUGCAAUAUCCAAGUCUGUGAUACGUUCAAACCCCGACCCUGAAACAAAUGAGACGAAUGAUGCAAUCGAUGAAGAACAAGAUGGUUCUGAAGAUGAUGACGUUGAGACCGGAAAUACCCCUCAGGUUCAAAGGUUGGCUACCAGAGAUGAACCAGAUUUGGGUCAUAUUGUGAAUCCUGAUAGUCAUGAGCUUGAAGAGAUUUUUUCUGAUUAAUUAUACUUCAAGUAUAUCUUCUUAUUUUUUUAUACUUUUAGC
Molecule: messenger RNA, 1368 nt
Organism: Erigeron canadensis
Lineage: Eukaryota; Viridiplantae; Streptophyta; Magnoliopsida; Asterales; Asteraceae
Product: O-fucosyltransferase 6-like
Exons: 6
Coding region: 1-1326 (441 amino acids)
Source: RefSeq, a predicted model, not a curated record